Molecule: messenger RNA, 1238 nt
Organism: Sesamum indicum (sesame)
Lineage: Eukaryota; Viridiplantae; Streptophyta; Magnoliopsida; Lamiales; Pedaliaceae
Product: chaperonin-like RbcX protein 2, chloroplastic
Biological process (GO): ribulose bisphosphate carboxylase complex assembly
Molecular function (GO): protein folding chaperone
Source: RefSeq, a predicted model, not a curated record
ACUUAAAAUUGCAAGAAUCUUAGCAGUCAACCAGAGGGAUCUCUGCUCUCUAUGCCCUGAAAGCAACAUGAUUCUAACAUCCCAUUCCAGGCUAUGCAGAAUCCUUGUACCUAAUUGCUACAUACCCAUAAGAGAUUGGUAACAGUUGGCAACAUGUGCCCAGUCCAUGAUUAGAUGACAAAACACGAAGUAGAUUGGCUGUCUAGUUUCCUAUUGUGUGGAACAAUUGGGGCCUCAGAAACUUGCCAAAACAACCAUAAAAACCACAUAAAAUAUCACAAACUGAAUUUAGAUUCUUGCUCGUAAAAAAGAAAACAGAAGAUUUUUACAUACACUCCAACAAACUGCAGGUGCCCUCUUUUUUGAGUCCUCAGAACUUCUUCCUCAAGAAGAGGGAAUAACGUUUACUUUCUUGUAGUAAUUCACAUGGCAGGAGCUACAUCAGUGAAGUCUUUUACCGACAGUCUUUCACCUUGCCCGUGUUUGUGCCUGGACUCCAUGUCUUCAACUAGGCUAAAAAUCACGCCGUAUUCUUACAGAAGUACAGGGAGACGAGGGCAGUUGACGAAGCUGAGGAUGACAGAUUUGAGCAGUUCUUUCUUGUAUACAUGGCACAAUUGGCGGUUGUCUUCGAGAAUGCUCUCAUGUUACAUCAUGAGUCACAGUUCAAGAAAGAGACAGAAGCAGCCUCAGGGUCUCAUUGUUGUAGAUGAGUUGGGAGGGCAGUAUGAUGACACCUUCAAUGAUGUCAAAAUGGAACUCAUCAACUACUUCACAUUCAAAGCUGUAAGGACCGUUCUUGAACAGCUGUACGAGAUGAAUCCCCCACAGUACAAAUGGUUCAACAACUUCGUUGCCGAUAACGUACCCAACAACGGCCAACGCUUUCUCCAGACCCUCGUCAAGGAACGGCGAGAACUCGCUGAACGAGUGAUGAUAACGCGCCUCAGCCUCUACGGACGAUGGAUUAAGAAAUGCGACCACGGUGAAAUAUACAAUGAAAUCUCAGAGGAGAACUUGAAGCUGAUGAGAGAUAGGCUUCUGGAGACGAUCGUGUGGCCGUCCGAUGAUAGCACAAAAUCUGAUCAGGACACAGAUUGACGGCAGAGAUUUAUUUGAUUAGGAUGAUUUGGAUUUUCUCGUGUUUUUGUUCUUUAUUAAUUGUAGGAGAGUAUCUAUUCAUUAGGAUGAUUGUAAUUAAGCAAAGUGAUUUAUGUCAUUAAGACGAGGGAAAAAUA